AUGGAGUCCCUAAUCUCGAACUGGAACGGCCGUAAGAUAAUCCUCGGCGUGUCGGUCAGGAGUUCCAUCUCAGCUAAUUCGCGAAAGGGGAUGGAUGAUUUCUUCAACGUUGAUCCGACUUUGUUCGAGCUCGGCAUCAAUCUUCGGGAGAACCUGGAUCCUGGACAGAGUUUCAGAGAGUCAUGUUGUCGCUUUAAGAGGGACGGCGAGGAGCAAGAAACCAUCCCUUCGGCCAUGGAAAAGGACGAGAUUUUGGCUGCAGUCCAAAGGGACGGCGCCGAUCUCAACGCCGUCGUCCAAGAUGCAGCCUACAAUCUAUCGCUCCGGGCAGUGAAUCCGGUCAAUGUGAAAGUGACAGACUUGUCAUUAGACAUCAAUACAGCUCCCCCGAUAUGGAAGUCAUCACCAAGUCAGAUACGUGACCGCCUACGUGGUCGUGCGACACAAUUAUCUUCCAAGCGUGUUUUAGAUGGUGUCAACGCGCAGUUGCCGAGUGGAAGCUUGACAGCGAUCAUCGGAAGCAGCGGGUCGGGUAAGACAUCUCUUCUCAACAUGAUGGCGGGUCGCAUGUCUCUUUCGCGAGCAACGGUUGUGGGUGCAACGACGUUCAACGGAGAUGCCGACAUUGCAAGCGUUCGCAGUGCCUACGUCAUGCAAGAAGAUGUCCUGGUCCCCACGUUGACCGUCCGCGAGACUCUGCGCUAUGCAGCGGAUCUUCGUCUGCCCCCUCCCACCACCCAAGAUGAGCGAUAUGCCAUUGUGGAACAGGUCAUUCUCGAGCUGGGACUGAAGGAAUGUGCCGACACUCGGAUUGGAACCACCGCGCACAAAGGCUGCAGUGGUGGUGAGAAGCGGCGCACGAGUAUCGGCGUGCAGUUACUAGCCAAUCCUUCGGUCCUGUUCUGCGAUGAGCCCACAACCGGUCUUGAUGCAACCAGUGCUUUCCAAAUCAUCCGUACGCUCAAGAGACUAGCCCAGGAUGGCCGAACAGUCGUCGUGUCUAUUCAUGCCCCACGCUCGGAAAUCUGGAGGCUCUUCGACAAUAUGAUCCUCUUGGCUCGCGGAUCUGCAUUGUACAGUGGUCCCGUGAACGAGUCACUGGCGCAUUUCGAAGAAUGUGGCCAUGUUCUACCACCUUUCGUGAACCCGGCUGAGUUCUUCAUUGACUUGGCUGCGAUCGAUAACCGCACAGAGGAAUUGGAGGCUGCGUCUCGCGCGCGAGUCGAACAGCUCCGUCUUGCGUGGCGAUCGCGACAGAAGCCACCAAGGAGCGACGAGCAGACAGAAAAGGCGCCGUCAUCGAGCCCAGAGAAGAAGAGAGGAUCCGGUGCUUCGGGCAAAGUAUCCUUUCGUCGUCAAUUUCGAGUCCUCACUUCGAGAACUUUUAAAACGACCAUACGUGACCCCAUGGGUGUGGCAGGUAGUCUGCUUGAAGCGGUCGGGAUGGCCGUGAUUAACGGCUGGAUAUUCUUGCAGCUUGACGAAAGCCUCGCGGGCAUCCGAUCUCGACAAGGAAGUCUGUAUACAGCCAGUAGUCUGAACGGGUAUCUGAUUUUGCUAUACGAAACCUACCGGCUCACAAUCGACAUUCGUCUGUUCGAUCGCGAACGCAACGAAGGCGUAGUUGGAGUUCCGGCAUUCUUGUUGAGCCGACGGGUGGCUCGAUUCCCACUUGAAGACUUGCCAGUGCCUCUUCUCUUUUCCCUGAUCUAUUACUUCAUGGUAGGGUAUAGGCUGGAGGCAGCACAGUUCUUCAUCUUUUUUGUGCUAUCCCUCCUGACACAUUAUGUCGCGGUGACGUUUGCAGCUGUGUCAAUUGGCGUGGCUCGGAGCUUUCCGGGCGCCAGUCUCGUGGGAAACUUGUGUUUCACCCUGCAGUCCUUUGCCUGUGGAUACUUUGUACAGUCUCAGCAGAUCCCGGUCUAUGUCCGGUGGCUGAAAUGGUGCGCCUACACGUUCUACAUCUUCGGGGCACAAUGUGCCAAUGAAUUUAUCGGCGUUGGCAACUCGAAACUCGGCAAUUUUUACGCCUGUCCGUACUCUAAUGACCCUCGGGACCCAGCAUGUCGAGAAUACACUGGUCGCUUUAUUAUGGACAGCCUCGGCCUGCCGUCGAAUUGGAUCUGGCGACCGAUCGUGAUUCUUAUCGGUUUUGUUCUGGGUCAAUACCUGGUUGCUGGUCUCUUGCUGCAAUACAAUCGAUUUGGAAUCGACAUUGCUCAAGCCCGACCAGCUGAGAGUGCUUCAUCCGCGGAGAAGGCCAAGAUCUCAAUUCGUCCCGCGGAAGAGGCCCGGCGAGUCGCCAUCUCGUUGGACGAAUACGCCCUCGAAAUACGAAAGCGUAGCCUGCCCUGGCAGCGCAAGCGCAAAUUGCAGAUAUUGCAACCAAUCACGGCUGAAUUUCAUCCCGGACAGCUCAAUGUGAUCAUGGGUCCCUCCGGCAGUGGCAAGACAUCGCUACUGAACUCGAUUGCCCGAAGGCUUCAAGGCUCAGCGAGUACCCAGUACCGGGUGACAGGACAGAUGCUAUACAAUGGCGCUGUGCCGUCGGAAGCUGUGAUCCGUUCGGUGACCUCCUUUGUUACGCAAGACGACGACGCGCUGAUGCCUUCUCUCACUGUACGGGAGAGUCUGCGCUUUGCUGCGGGGCUGCGACUGCCGACAUGGAUGACUCGCGAGGAGAAAAAUCGGCGCGCCGAAGAGAUUCUAUACAAGCUAGGCCUUGGGGAAUGCGCAGACAAUCUUGUUGGCAGUGAACUGAUCAAAGGUAUCAGCGGUGGCGAAAAACGUCGAGUCACGAUCGCGAUCCAGAUUCUCACCGACCCCAAAGUGCUCUUGCUGGAUGAGCCCACAUCGGGGCUGGAUGCAUUCACGGCCAUGUCGAUCAUUGAAGUCUUGCAGGGUCUGGCAGCUGAAGGGCGGACACUGAUCAUGACCAUUCAUCAGUCGCGGUCAGAUCUGUUUGGUCAUUUCUCGCAGGUCCUGCUGCUCGCGCGAGGCGGCUUUCCUGUGUAUGCUGGCGGAGGACAAGAAAUGCUCCCACAUUUUGCGGCUCUGGGUCAUGAAUGUCCCCAAACGACCAAUCCAGCUGACUUUGUGCUGGAUCUGAUCACGGUGGACCUGCAGCAAGAAGACCGGGAAGCCAUUACUCGCGACCGGGUGCGCAAGCUCAUCAGUUCGUGGAGCGAGCGAGCACCACAGCUCGGACGCACGGCGUCUCGCAUUGCAACGCCUGCCGAGCUGGGUAGUCUGCGAAGACAGAUGCUACCAUUCCGAGUGACUUUCCCACUCGUUCUGUAUCGGUCAUUUUUGAACUUUUGGCGCCAGCCGCCCUUGGUGAUGGCGCGGUCGAUGCAGAUUGUGGGGAUAUCUAUCAUCAUGGCGUUGUUCUUUGCGCCUCUCAAGCAUGACUAUGCGGCUGUGCAAUCUCGCAUGGGAUUCAUUCAGGAGUUUGCCGCCUUGUACUUUGUCGGUAUGCUCCAAAACAUCGCCAUCUACCCCAAUGAGCGGGACGUGUUCUACCGCGAAGAAGCGGAUAGUUGCUACUCUGCCGAGACGUUUCUUCUUGCGUACACGACUAUUGAAAUACCCUUUGAGAUUCUCUCGUCGCUCAUUUUCGGAGUGCUGGCUGCCUUUGCGGACAACCUCAAGCGGACCGUGCAGAUCUUCCUCAUCAGCGCCUUCAACUGUUUCUGCAUCAUCAACUGCGGCGAGUCCGUGGGAAUUAUGUUCUGCACACUAUUCUCGCACGUGGGCUUCGCAGUGAACGUGACCUCGGUGUUGCUCUCCAUCUCGACCAUCCUCGGCGGCGUGAUGAGUCUGAAUGUGAAUGAUGUGCUACAGGCUCUGAACCAUCUGUCGCCGAUCAAAUAUUCGAUCGCUAAUCUGGCACCCUUUUCUAUGCAUGGACAAACCUUUGACUGUACCCCCUCCCAACAACUGGCGGAUGGAAGUUGCCCGAUCUCCACGGGCGAACAGGUGCUGGAGCUGUACAAUUUGAACAAGGACGGGGCUAUGAAUGUCAUGGCACUGGGUGUAUGCACUGCCAUCUAUCGGUUGGUCGCCUAUGCAUUUGUCAAGGCGAUGCGAUCGCAUCGGCUGAUGGAGAAAUGGCGUGAAUGGCGACAGUCUAGGCAGGCCUCGUGA
Molecule: messenger RNA, 4146 nt
Organism: Penicillium diatomitis
Lineage: Eukaryota; Fungi; Ascomycota; Eurotiomycetes; Eurotiales; Aspergillaceae
Product: putative ABC efflux transporter
Exons: 3
Coding region: 1-4146 (1381 amino acids)
Cellular component (GO): membrane
Molecular function (GO): ATP binding; ATP hydrolysis activity; ABC-type transporter activity
Source: RefSeq, a predicted model, not a curated record